UGAAUACAUAGUGGAAAAAAGAUUCUUGAGAGCUAAGAAGGUUGAUACUAUAGGGUAUAAAGCUAUUAGAGGAAUCUAGUUGUUAUCUAAAGCUAUAAUAUAAUAAAACUUACCGUCAUUCGUAAUAAAACUAUACAGUAAAAUAUAGGUGUCCUCUACAGAUGAUGAAAUUACCCUUGUUUCUAACCUUAGAUUGUAAGAACCCAUCCUGGGUCGUUCAUUGGAGCCAAUCAGCUAAAUUUAUCAGAACCAGCCUCAUCGAAUCAGCUGUCAUUCAGCAGAUGAAAACAAAGGCGGACCCAUUAAGGAACAUGACUCUUUAAGACAGUUGGAAGAAUUAUGGACUGUUGGAAAGCCCAGGAAAAAAAGAGAAUGCAUGAGAGGAUAAAAGAAACAAGAAUAUAUGGAUUAGAGACUUCAGUUGCUAGGUGGCUGGCAGUUGUCCUUCAUGGCUGUUUUGGACAAAACCAACAAUUCAAAUUAAAACAUUGGGAAAGCAACUGCAGGAGCCAGGCAACAAUUUCAAAGUGCCAUUACGUGUUCUGAUGGUUCUAUAUACCUUCGCUUCCGUUAAUCUUAUCCAUUCCACGCUCAUCUUUACUGAGGGAAGCUAGCAAUACAAUCCUAACAGACUGAAUUAGCAGAGAUAUAAAUAUUGGAUAUAGAUAUUAGCUUCCAUGCUUCCUUUAAAUCUUACACCGGCCUUCUGAUUAUAUCCAGAAGAAUCUGUUCUGUAUGACAUUUGAUAUUUGACACUUCGGUCAUAUUACUAAGCCUUUUUUUUUUAAUUCAUCCAAAACCUAAAACCGUUUGCUGAAUUGGAAAUGGCACAAUCGGGGAUUAAAAGUGCCGCAUCGUUGGCAUUUACUGAGCAGGAACCCAGCAGAGACGAAGAGGAGGAGGAAGGGGAAGGGGAAGAAGCAGAACAUCCUUCAGAAGCUGACAUGUCUUGUACCACAGAUUGCCCAAAAGUGGAAAAUGUGAACCCUGGAAUCAAAAGGAUUCCUAAAGACCCAGAGACCUGUGACAUCCCGUUCUACGUGUCCGAAUUUGUAGAAAGGAAGGUCGGAAACGAUUAUGACUCGUUAAGCAAGCUUGGGGAGCUGAUUGAACAGUUGUCAAAAAACAAGAUGAAAUUAGAAGAACAGGUCCUCACGGUUUCCUCCGAAGUCCCCAAAAGGAUCCAGAAGGCAUUGCAGAACGCAGAAGAUUCGAAGAAAUCACUCCAUCAGUUUCUGGAAAGCGAGAGAAUUUUGUACGAUUCGGUGAAUAGCCACCUGUUGACAGCCAGCCCUUGGAUGGAGGAGUUUGGUGCCCUGAUCAGCCAAAUAAAAGAAGUCGAAAGACACCUCGCUUAUUUAAAACAGAUUUCACAAGUGGAAGAAUUAAGUGACAACAUCCAGCAGUAUCUGAUGACUAACAACGUUCCCGAGGCGGCUACUGCCCUGGCUUCCAUGGCUGAAUUAGAUAUCAAGCUUCAAGAGUCCUCCUGCUCACAUCUCUUAACUUUUAUAAGAUCUACUAUUCAAUUCUGGCACAAGAUCCUGAAAGACAAAUUGUCCAGUGACUUCGAAGAGACGCUGACCCAGCUGCAUUGGCCAUUCAUCGGACCAGCUCAGUCCAAAGCUUUGAGCCUGGCUCCUUCCUCGGCUAAUGCCACAGAAAUAUACAAUAACUUUGAGACCCUGUUUUCUCAGCUCCUCAAACUGCAGCCGUCGGACGAACUAUUAACCAAACCGAAGCAGCUGCCGGAAAAAUACCUCCUUCCGCCGACUCCACCCAUUAUAUUACCUAUGCAGAUCAUGUUGGCUCCCCUUCAGAAAAGAUUCAAAUACCAUUUCACGGGGAAUCGGCAAACCAACGUCUUGAGCAAGCCCGAGUGGUAUCUUACCCAAGUACUGAUGUGGAUUGGAAACCACGGCUCGUUUCUUGAAGACAAAGUUCAGCCUAUAUUGGAUAAAGCCGGAACUUCGGUGAACGCCAGGCUGGAGUUUUCCCGCGCUUUGGUGACGCUCAUCCUGGAGAAGCUGGACGCGGAGAUCCCUUGCAUGCUGUAUGACGACAACCUCUUCUGCCACCUGGUGGACGAGAUCCUCCUCUUCGAAAGAGAGCUGCACGGCGUUCACGGCUACCUGGGCAGCCUCCCCAGCUGCAUGCACAUUUUAUCGGAAGAAACCUACUUUCAGAGGUGGUUAACUGUAGAGAGAAAAUUCGCUCUUCAGAAGAUGGACUCCAUGCUUUCGUCGGAAGCUGCGUGGGUCUCCCAGUACAAAGACAUCACUGACGUAGAUGAAAUGAAAGUCCCAGACUCUGCCGAAACUUUUAUGACUCUGCUUCUGGUGAUCACCGAUAGAUACAAGCACCUUCCUACGGCAGCCAGAAAACUGCGGUUCCUGGAAUUGCAGAAGGAGCUGGUGGACGACUUUCGGAUCCGACUCACUCAAGUCAUGAAGGAAGAAACCAGAACGCCCCUGGCCUUCCGAUACUGCGCAAUCCUAAACGCGGUCAACUACAUCGCAACAGUACUAGCAGACUGGGCUGACAAUGUUUUUUUUUUACAGCUUCAGCAGGCUGCCCUGGAAAUCUCCGCAGAAAGCGACACGCUCAGCAAACUACAGUUGGGGCAGCUGGCUUCCCUGGAGAGCUCUGUGUUCGAUGAAAUGAUCCACCUCCUGGAACGGUUGAAGCACGACAUGCUGACUCGCCAAGUAGAUCACGUCUUCAAGGAGGUCAUAGAGGUGGCCAAGAUCUACAAAAGGGAAAGGUGGCUCUCCUUGCCUUCCCAGGCCGAACAAGCUGUGAUGUCUUUAUCAACCACCGCCUGCCCCUUGCUCCUGACUUUGAGAGACCGGCUCCUUCAAUUAGAGCAGCAGCUUUGUUACUCCUUGUUCAAAAUCUUCUGGCAAAUGCUCGCGGAGCAAGUCGACUUGCUCAUCUACCAGGAGGUCAUUCUAGCCAAUCACUUCAACGAAGGCGGAGCGGCCCAACUCCAGUUCGACAUGACUCGGAAUCUCUUUCCUCUGUUUUCCCAUUACUGCAAACGGCCAGAGAAUUAUUUCAAACACAUCAAAGAGGCUUGUAUUGUGCUGAACCUAAACAUUGGUUCAGCCCUGCUGUUGAAGGACGUGCUACAGUCGGACACCGAAACCAGAAGUGGAAUCGCCUUUAAUGCAAAUCAACCCACUGCUGUGGCGGCAUUAAAUGAACUUGGCAUUUAUAAGUUAGCUCCAAAGGAUGUUGAGAUCCUCCUUAAUUUGAGGACGAAUUGGCCUAACGCUGGCAGAUAAUCAAGAAUGGAGAGACACUAAUUUCUAUUACAUUAUUUAGAAAUUACCCCUUGUUCUCACAUGAUGUUGAGUACAUUGCCUUGGAAAGAAAAAAACACAUGUUAAAAACACAUUGAAAAUUAACCGUUUUGGACUGAUGCGGUGGUCUAGAAGUGGAGCUCUCACCUCACAAUCAGAAGGCUGUGAGUUCGAUCCUAGCUAGAGGCAGAUAUUUCUCUUUCUGGUCACAAUGAAAAUGUAUCUGCUAAACAAAACUCCGCAUUGGCGACAGGGAAAGGCAUCCGGCCAUUCAAACGCUCUGCUAGUUCCGUUCAGUUACCCAGACUCCGCCCCACAAGGGAUUGUGGGGUCACUAAAUGAAGAUGAUGAUAUAUAUCAUUGUUUCAAAGAAACAUUUGUAAUUUGAUGAAGUCUGGUUAAUAUAUUGACGGUUGGGUUCAGUUGCAAAUUAACCAUCAGUGAUAUCUGUCGUUUUUUUCAAUUGUAAUCAAGGGACAUUCUUUUCAAUGGGAAAUUAUUCUAACAUAUGCUCCAUAUUAUAGGAAAUAGUCAUCUUGAACACACUGGAGUAUUUUUU
Messenger RNA from Ahaetulla prasina, 3864 nucleotides. It is a transcript of the gene RINT1, whose product is annotated as RAD50 interactor 1. Bases 825 to 3287 code for a protein of 820 amino acids. The transcript is spliced from 16 exons. Gene Ontology annotation, cellular component: Dsl1/NZR complex. Gene Ontology annotation, biological process: retrograde vesicle-mediated transport, Golgi to endoplasmic reticulum; regulation of ER to Golgi vesicle-mediated transport; endoplasmic reticulum to Golgi vesicle-mediated transport. Lineage: Eukaryota; Metazoa; Chordata; Lepidosauria; Squamata; Colubridae. The record is from RefSeq and is a predicted model, not a curated record.